Molecule: messenger RNA, 3886 nt
Organism: Apus apus (common swift)
Lineage: Eukaryota; Metazoa; Chordata; Aves; Apodiformes; Apodidae
Gene: S1PR3
Product: sphingosine-1-phosphate receptor 3
Exons: 5
Coding region: 642-2048 (468 amino acids)
Biological process (GO): G protein-coupled receptor signaling pathway
Cellular component (GO): membrane
Molecular function (GO): sphingosine-1-phosphate receptor activity
Source: RefSeq, a predicted model, not a curated record
AGGACACCGUGCAGGACGUUCCUUCGGCGUGUCACGUAAAGGCGUCGUGGCAGGCACAGAGCAGCGGCAGACUGAGUAGAGCUCAAGACUAAGGAAAUAUAUUUCUCCUUCGAUAGACCAGUAUGAUAUUCCGUUUGGAAGAGACUUGCAGAAACAUUUAUUUUGUUGCAUGUGGUGCUCUUAAAUGCUAUCGAUAUAAUGAUUCUCUCAGGCAGCCAUCAGCAAGCCUGGGUCUUUUCAAGUACUGGAAGGCUGCUAUUUUCCAAGGAAAGUACAGACACCUAAGCUUGCUUGCAACAAGCUGUCUCUUACCCAGAGAAAAUGAAAUGUUUCUUGGGAUGUACAGGCUGCAAGCAGAAAACUGUUGGUGUGUUGCUCUCUAGCAGAGGUUGAGAUCUCAAUUUCUUCCCUUGAUACCCAUCCUUUGAAAGAGUCUUUCACAUGUCUGGGAGAUGAUCAUGUCCCUCAGAGCCUGGUUUUUGAGCCACUCUCCCGAAUUAAUAUGCGAGGCUUGCUGGAGCAAGGGAUACCUACUGCCCACCUAGAGGAGUCCUCCAAGGAACGUGGCUUGAUCUCCCUCUUGUGGAAAUUUAUCAGAACUAAAUUCUUGUGAUAUUGAAAAGUCCAGCAUCAGCAAACAAAUGAUGGCAGCAGUUACCAUACCACCUGAUGCUCUUGUUAGCCCUCAAGGAAAUGAAGAGAUGGACUCUCUGAUCGUACUACAUUAUAAUUACACAGGAAAGCUCAUUCUAAGGGAAAAAGCUACUGAUAACAUUGACCUGCCUGCUAUUGCAUUUCUUAUCCUAUGUAGUUUCAUAGUCCUGGAAAACUUGAUGGUAUUGAUUGCCAUAUGGAAAAACAAUAAAUUUCACAACCGCAUGUACUUUUUUAUUGGCAAUCUAGCUCUCUGUGAUCUUUUAGCUGGGAUUGUUUACAAAGUAAACAUUCUUAUGUCUGGGAAGAAAACCCUGAGUUUGUCCUCCACGGUCUGGUUCAUUAGGGAAGGCAGUAUGUUUGUUGCCCUGGGAGCCUCCACUUUCAGUUUAUUAGCAAUAGCUAUUGAGCGGCAUUUAACCAUGAUUAAAAUGAGGCCUUACGAUGCAAAUAAAAAAUAUAGAGUGUUCCUUCUCAUUGGUACAUGCUGGCUUAUUUCAAUUUCCUUGGGGGCCUUACCCAUCCUUGGCUGGAAUUGUAUAAACAACUUAGCAGAUUGCUCAACAAUUUUGCCUCUAUACUCUAAGAAGUAUGUGGUGUUCUGCAUUAGUAUAUUCAUAGCCAUUUUGGCUGCCAUUGUCAUCCUUUAUGCUCGUAUCUACAUCCUGGUAAAGUCCAGCAGUCGUAAUGUCACUAAUCACAAUAACUCAGAGAGGUCCAUGGCACUCCUUAGGACUGUUGUGAUAGUUGUUAGUGUCUUUAUUGCCUGUUGGUCACCGCUGUUCAUUCUGUUCCUUAUCGACGUGGCCUGCAGAGUCAAAGAGUGCUCUAUCUUGUACAAAGCCAACUGGUUUAUUGCUCUGGCAGUCAUCAAUUCUGCAAUGAAUCCCAUCAUCUACACUCUGGCCAGUAAAGAAAUGCGUCGGGCUUUCUUUCGCCUUGUUUGUGGCUGCCUGGUGAAAUCCCAGGUGGCCAGAUCUUUGCCUAUUCAGCCCACGCCAGAUCACAGUCGAAGUAAAUCCAGCAGCAGCAAUACCCAGAAGCCAAAGGAAGAUUUCCCACAAAUUAAUGUUUCCUCAUGUAUUGCUGAGAAAAAUGAAUCUUCAUUUCACAAUGGAAACUUCUGCACUGCCACAGCAUGGGGUUGUGUUAGAAAUUCUCACUGGGAAGAAGUCCAGCGACUGGGACAAGAUCUCAUUUUCUGGCAAUGGGACUCUACACUCUUACCAUCUCCAAGCACUUUUGCAGAUGAAAGAGGAAAGGUGCGGUACAAGAGGAUCAUGCUGAAGGGCAUAUCUCCAUGUAUACCUGACCCUGUCUUGGGUGUGGAAGGAAAGCCUCUUCAGUUUGGAAGACCUUUCAACUUUCCUGGAGCCCCAGACUUACUCUUUUGAGAGGCUGUUCCAGGGAAACCUGUAUGAAAAUAACUUUGUGAUCUAUCACUGGCUUACUAGCCUCAGUACUGGCUAUUCAUUGACAUUCAGCAUUAGAGGUCUUCCCUGAGACCUAGAGCAGUUAAGACUUCAUAAACACCUGGUUUCAAGUCCCCAUGGAAGUGGCCUGUAGUAUUUCCAUCAGUAAUACUUUAUGGCUCAAGGCUUCAGUGAAGGUUGACAGGAAAUACUGAGAUUAGUUCCUUUGUCUUUCAGUAAGAGUGUAAGGGUCUAACUUUAUUGGCCUGUUUCAAAGUGUGAUGUCUCAAGCCACACCUUGCCUUAUGCACAAUCAGUAGUUGAGGCUUUAAUACACAGCCUGAAAGAGCCUUUAGCUUUACUCUGGUCUUAAUCGUUUAAAGCUGCAGCAUUAGACUCUUCUUAAGUAUGUACAGUGUAUAAGUUGUGUAAUGGGUGUAGUAAAAGCCUUUAAAAUGUAGAGGUUUCAUUUUCAUUAUCUUUUACAAGUUAAGUCUUAUGGUGUUAGCAGCGUAAGAACAAAGGUGAUCUGUAUUUGAAUUAUAUAACUGUGAAAAAACAAAAUUAAUUACCAAAAAUGUUGAAAAGCAGUGCACUCAGAGAAGAAGAAAAAGCUAAACUAUGCUGAGCAUGAUAUAACUGUACAAACUGUACGUACAGGCUAGGUCAGCAGCUCUGUAGCUUUGUGAGAAAUAGAACUGGUGACAUUGUAUUGCCAUGGCUUGCUUAAGUUUUUAGAUCUUAACUGUGCUAUUUGGCUGUAUUUUCAGUGUGGAAAUUCUCUCCCAAAGUUAUGUCUUCAAAAAUUGCCAGCUAAAAUAUUUGGAUAAUUCUAAAUGUUAGGUCAUGAGGUGGUGGCAUGUGGCAGUCCUUGCUAUUGUAGAGCAGAAAGGCCUUAGAAGCACAAUGGUUUGAGAAAACAUUGUGGCUGACCAACUUUUAUGUCAUGGAUGUUACAUUAUUCUCACAAUAUAAGUGGAAAAAAAUUAAAAUAAAUUAAUAGCCCAAGUCCAAGAAUAUGGACAUGAAAAUGAGUUUUAACAUCUAGAUUCUAGCCUUAGCUAUUGUCAGAGUUGAUGCAAAGUACAGGCAAUGCAAGCGACUCCACUGUUGGAGGCUGUGCGAUUGUGUGUCAGUACAAAAACCUUUCACUCUAUUUUGAUUUCCUUUUCUUAUUUUGAAGCUGUGGGGAUAUUUUGUUAGGUCAUUACCCUACUGUACCUGAAGCAGGCUUUUAAGAUUCAUGGGUACACAUGUAACACUGCUAAUAAUUUACAAAGUACUUAAAGCUGAAGAGGAAAAAUCUGUUCUGGAUACAGUCUUCAGUGGGUACUUCCCACUGGGAUGUAUUAUGUGGAGUACAGAUUCUAGAAAAUUCCAGAGCAAAAUUUUAUAGUAGGGCAAGUCAAGUAGUGGACCAUAAACAACUGGAAGAUAUUCUAUCAUUGAAGGUGGAAAAAGAUGAAGAAUAGCUUCUUCAUCCUAAAAUAUUAGAACAUUCCUUAAAAUCUAUCCCAGAAUCCAAGCUUUUUAUAAUUUAGUCCUAUCUGAGAACACAAGAAUCAGGUCUCCCUCUCCCAAUUGGUUUUACAUAGAGCAAAAGCCACAAAGGAGAUGAACAUUUCAUUCAUGUUAUUUCAUUAAUUGGAAUAUUUAUUAUGAAGGAAAUGCAAAUCAAACCACCUAAGUAGAAAAAAAGCUUUCAUAAUAUGCUUUCCAAGUGUCUUUUAUUGCCAACAGUUUUUCAGAGUAUUUUUAACACUUUAGGUACCACAAACACUAUGAAAACUUUUAAUUAAAUCUCAAACCUUUGAACCAAA